UCGCUUAGAUCUCCAUUUAACGUCCGCGGUUGCCCUAGACGGGCAUUAGAAAGAAGAGACUGAGAGAGUCGCUCGCCUCCCUCCGUCCUUGCUCCGCUAGUUGCUCCUGCAUCUGGCCGUCAUGGCCUCUCGCCGCUUGCUUUCCUCACUGCUCCGAUCCUCCUCACGCCGAUGCUCCGCUCUCAGGACUCCCGCUUCUGCAUGUCCCACUCCCCGAGCCGCCCCUCGCACCUCUCCCGUCGGCUAUCUCCUCUCCCGCGUCGCUGAGUACGCCACCGCUGCUGCCGCGGCCUCGCCGCAGCCUACGCCGCCACCCGCCAAGGCCCCAGCCGGGCCCACUGGAAAGAUCACGGACGAAUUUACCGGCGCUGGCUCGAUCGGGCAGAUCUGCCAGGUGAUCGGUGCCGUCGUCGAUGUCAGGUUUGAAGAGGGGCUUCCUCCCAUCCUGACAGCGUUGGAGGUGCUUGAUAACCAGAUCCGCCUGGUUCUCGAGGUCGCGCAGCAUCUGGGGGAGAGCAUGGUGCGGACUAUCGCCAUGGACGGUACUGAGGGCCUGGUUCGUGGCCAGAGGGUCCUCAAUACUGGAUCUCCAAUCACGGUGCCUGUUGGUAGAGCCACUCUUGGGCGUAUUAUGAAUGUUAUUGGAGAACCAAUUGAUGAGAAGGGUGACUUAAAGACCAACCACUUCCUUCCUAUCCAUCGGGAAGCACCUGCAUUUGUUGAACAGGCAACAGAACAACAGAUUCUUGUGACAGGAAUUAAGGUUGUUGAUCUCCUGGCACCUUAUCAGAGGGGUGGUAAGAUUGGACUUUUUGGUGGAGCUGGUGUCGGGAAGACUGUACUUAUUAUGGAACUGAUCAACAAUGUUGCAAAGGCCCAUGGUGGUUUUUCUGUUUUUGCUGGUGUUGGUGAGCGUACUCGCGAGGGCAAUGACUUGUAUAGGGAAAUGAUUGAGAGUGGUGUGAUCAAACUAGGAGACAAACAGAGUGAGAGCAAAUGCGCUCUUGUUUAUGGCCAAAUGAAUGAGCCCCCUGGUGCCCGUGCACGUGUUGGUUUGACUGGGCUGACUGUUGCUGAGCACUUCCGUGAUGCUGAAGGACAGGAUGUGCUUCUCUUUAUUGAUAACAUUUUCAGGUUCACCCAAGCAAACUCUGAAGUGUCUGCCUUGCUUGGUCGUAUACCAUCUGCUGUCGGUUACCAACCAACACUUGCUACUGAUCUUGGAGGACUCCAAGAGCGUAUUACAACUACAAAGAAAGGUUCCAUCACCUCAGUUCAGGCUAUUUAUGUGCCUGCUGAUGACUUGACGGAUCCUGCUCCAGCAACUACUUUUGCUCACCUUGAUGCUACAACUGUGCUGUCAAGACAGAUUUCUGAGCUUGGUAUCUACCCUGCUGUCGAUCCUCUUGACUCCACAUCAAGAAUGCUUUCUCCACACGUGUUGGGAGAAGAACACUACAACACUGCUCGAGGUGUUCAAAAGGUUCUCCAAAAUUAUAAGAAUCUUCAAGAUAUUAUUGCUAUUCUUGGAAUGGAUGAGCUUAGUGAAGAUGAUAAAUUGACGGUUGCUCGAGCUAGAAAGAUCCAGCGGUUCUUGAGCCAGCCAUUCCAUGUGGCUGAAGUUUUUACCGGUGCUCCUGGAAAAUACGUCGAACUGAAAGAAAGUGUGAACAGUUUCCAGGGUGUCUUGGAUGGAAAAUACGACGACCUGUCUGAGCAGUCAUUUUACAUGGUCGGAGGCAUCGAGGAAGUCAUUGCAAAGGCUGAAAAGAUUGCAAAGGAGUCAGCAGCCUCAUAAAUUUAUAUUCCAACAUUCAAUAAUUUGAGUAAUGUAGAAGUCAUCUUUAUUAGACCCGGCAGUUUCUUUGUUUUUGUUGUAUUAAGCAACUGCGGAAUCUCAAUUUUUCUCACAACAGAGCCAGAGUGCUCUGGGAUCCUUCUGCCAAUAAUCGAGGCCUAGGUGGACUUCUUUCUACUGCGCAUCCAGAAACAUACUUGUCGAACUCCUAUUUAAUUGUGUAUUUUGAACUAGUCAUGGCCAAUGCAAUUUGACAUGUUUGGAGAUUGUU
Zingiber officinale is the source of this 2069-nucleotide messenger RNA. RefSeq names its product ATP synthase subunit beta, mitochondrial-like. The transcript has 9 exons. Lineage: Eukaryota; Viridiplantae; Streptophyta; Magnoliopsida; Zingiberales; Zingiberaceae. Bases 122 to 1798 code for a protein of 558 amino acids. The record is from RefSeq and is a predicted model, not a curated record. Gene Ontology annotation, molecular function: ATP hydrolysis activity; ATP binding; proton-transporting ATP synthase activity, rotational mechanism. Gene Ontology annotation, biological process: proton transmembrane transport; proton motive force-driven mitochondrial ATP synthesis.